GACGUCUUGGUGUGUGGACGCUUCAAUACGUUUUCCGUUUCGUUCAACUUGGCUUAUUUAUCGUAGUGGUUUGGCGAAAAAGUUUAUAUCAUCUGUGUUCUGAAGAAAUUUAACACUAGCACGUUGUUGUCGUUGUCACCGUCGCAGUUGUGGUGUCUGCAGACGUAAUUGUCGUUUAUUCUGGCCUCAAAAUAGGGGCACGGUGUGGGUGGAUGUGCAAGUAGUGUUUAAUUGUAGCCUACAAGUUUGUUUAAAACACACGCUCGUCAGCGGCGCUUUCAAUUUCAUUGUGCUUAGCUUGCGACGGUUGUUCGUCCGCAAUACGUACUCGCACAUAAAAUGUUGUGGUGACCUAUCAACUUCCGUACAAGCUUAAGUCGCUAAAUCAAGGUGUAUCGCGAUUUAUAAGCUAUUUUACUUGUGAACUAAGUGGAUUUCGAUCAUGUGCACCAUAUACCCAGCUGCAGUAAUUCGUUUCUUUGUUUAGUUCCGGAUUCGUGAGGAUUUUCGGCAAACAUGACAAUAUGACAGCAAAACGCGACAAGGAUUAUGCUAAAAGUAAAACAUCAACUGGAACGGGAUUUUCUGCGUCAUCAUCAACAGGAGCAGUAAAAUCAAUAGGCCUAGUCACAUCAUCGCAAAAUGUAACAUCAUCUCAGGACAGCACGAAACGAACAAACAAGCCACUUAUGGAAAAGCGACGUCGUGCCCGUAUCAAUCAAAGUUUGGCCAUACUAAAGGCUCUCAUAUUGGAGUCGACGAAGAAUCAGGCAAAAACAACCGAUGGUCAAACAAAACACACCAAAUUGGAAAAGGCAGAUAUAUUAGAGCUUACUGUGCGUCACUUUCAACGGCAUCGCAAUCUUGAUGAUCCAACUAUUAACAAAUACAGAGCUGGGUAUACGGACUGUGCUAGAGAGGUGGCACGUUACUUGGCCACACCUGAACCCCCACCGCUCGGAAAUAUUCCUUCCUUGUCUGAGCCAGGAUCCAAAGCACGUCUUCUAAGACAUUUGGAUCAAUGCAUAGCAGAAAUAGACAUUGAGAUAUGCCCCCACUCUAACGCAACCUAUGCCGACAGUCCAUCCAGUAGUUGUUAUGAUAUCAACUCGGCAACAAAAAAGACUCAAGCGGACGACAAUUCAGUGGAUUACAGCAGCCAAGACUCGAAUCCCCUAGACUUUAGUAAAGCCACCUCAAAUGUUUUAGCAUCCAAAGCAACGUUUGUUAGUCCCGCUGGUACACCAGUUGCACACUCUACAAAUUCUCCGUGCUCAGAGCGUCUAAGUUCUCAAGAUGAGAACAAUAACCCCGAUGUUGCUCAGGGUAGCUCAGGAUCGAGCAGAAGUGAAGGAAAUAUUCGGCCAUUAAUUUCUGGUGCUGACAUACCAAAUAUAAUGGACAUUAACGCUGUUCAGAGUUUUGAAGAACGCAGUAAACUCUGCUCAAAUGUGUUGGAAACAUACAAACAUCUAAAAGUCAAUGAUCCAACGGGGAUUCUGGUGCUUCCGCCACAUUAUGUCCAAUUAGCAGCUGCGCUGGGUUUAAACACACAUCCCGUUAUGGAUGCCAUCACCACGCGGACGGACUUUGAACGGCUCAUCGAGAUGAAUCACGUGCCGCCGUUGCCAGCUCAAAUUGCCAGCAAACUUAGCACUUAUGGAGCCCUUCCCGGCGCUUUGGAAGCGGCUCAUGCUGCUGCUGCUUAUGCAGCUACGACGUUGGUAGCGAAGGAAAAUGGAUUAACAACAUGUAGUGCUUCCUCGUUGAUAACUGCAAGCCUCAAUGCUGAGCGUCCUGCCUCUGUACUCUCAAAUGCAACUUCCGUUGCAUCCACCUCUGUCAGCUCUAUGACUUCAACAGAUUCGCAAAAAACAGGGCAGCAGCAAAAUCAGUCCUUACGCCUAGAAGCUGGCGCAGCACCAACAGAAGUUGGGCAACUAGGCCUGGUUGGCAAUCCAUUAUCGGCAAGCCUCGCCGUCGCAGCAGCCGCACAUCAGCAGUUGCAACUGUUACGCCCCAAUGAGGCCCUUGCACGACAAGAGCAACAGCCACAGGACGAAAAUAUGUGGAGGCCGUGGUGAGGCGUAUAUCCAUUCACUUUAGGCCCGUUGUAUUUUAAUAAGCUUAAAGCACGUGACAUUGUAAAUACCAAAGAUUUAUUUAUAUACUUAUGUAUGUAUCCUAGUUAUGCAUUAAAACGUUACCUACACAGUAAUAAGUUAUUGCCAAUUGAAA
This is a messenger RNA of Rhagoletis pomonella (apple maggot), 2238 nucleotides long. RefSeq lists its product as uncharacterized. The record is from RefSeq and is a predicted model, not a curated record. The transcript has 6 exons. The coding region runs from base 525 to 2084 and encodes 519 amino acids. Gene Ontology annotation, biological process: anterior/posterior pattern specification; regulation of transcription by RNA polymerase II; regulation of neurogenesis. Gene Ontology annotation, cellular component: nucleus. Gene Ontology annotation, molecular function: DNA-binding transcription factor activity, RNA polymerase II-specific; RNA polymerase II cis-regulatory region sequence-specific DNA binding; protein dimerization activity. Lineage: Eukaryota; Metazoa; Arthropoda; Insecta; Diptera; Tephritidae.